This is a messenger RNA of Zootoca vivipara (common lizard), 756 nucleotides long. RefSeq names its product small muscle protein X-linked (gene SMPX). Lineage: Eukaryota; Metazoa; Chordata; Lepidosauria; Squamata; Lacertidae. The record is from RefSeq and is a predicted model, not a curated record. Gene Ontology annotation, cellular component: costamere; M band; muscle tendon junction.
UUGGCUUCUAAACUCAGCACUGCUCCAGCCCUAGAAGUGCUCUUGGUAGUUUGUACACAGGCACAAAGGGCUUCAUCAAUUCCAGCCACCUCUAAAGGAUUCCAGGGAAGAUCUCAGCUCAGCAUCGAAAGGAGGUGUUUGCAUCUACUCUCCUGACAGGGAUAAAUCUCUUCCUUUAAAAUGUCAAAACAGCCAGCUUCGAAUGUUAGAAGCAUUCAGGCUAAUAUCAACAUCCCAAUGGGAGCCCUUUUACCUGGAGCAGGUCAGCCACCAAAAAGAAAAGAAUUUACUGAAGCUGAUGAGAGCCUUCCAACUCCUUCAGAAGAGGAAAAGAAAAAGGUGCUCCCAGGAGCCAAGAAAUUACCUGGCCCAGCUGUAAACCUGUCAGAGAUCCAGAAUGUAAAGAGUGAGCUGAAAUUUGUCCCAAGAGCUGAACAGUAGUAACAAGAAUGAAAAGGUCUGCCAAGACGCAUAUGGAGAAGCUAAAUUGAUUGUAAUGAAGAAAGUUCACUGCAAUAGUUUAUAUAUUUAUAUGAUGAUUGUGAGCAUCCUGAAUACAAGAAACGUCAUAGGAAUAUUUGCACAUUUAUGGACUUUCUUGUUAUUGGUUUUGAUUACCGUAAAGCAUAUGGAUUAUAUUAGCUGCACACCAAAGCAUAUGUGUACAUAUACAUGAAGUGAAUUUGAUCAUACAAUUAGAAAUAAAUGUAGUAUUAUUUUAAAAGUAGAACUGAAAUAAAACAUUUUUUCAGAAAA